Messenger RNA from Amoebophrya sp. A120, 1459 nucleotides. NCBI's taxonomy places the organism in Eukaryota, Dinophyceae, Syndiniales, Amoebophryaceae. The record is from the annotation of a GenBank genome assembly.
AUGGUUGUUUGCGUCUCCCUGCUCUCCCUCAAGUUCGAGGCAACUACCUGUAGCUUACUGAGAAGUUGUGUAUUAAAGCGGGGGUUUGUUGUGGCGACUCCACGUUGUAAUGGAGGCCACACCGAAGCCGAACUUUACGAAUUUUUGAUGAUUUUUUUUGCCGAGCGGAAGGGCUCGAGCAAGUUUUUGUUACCGUUUUUUCAUGCACAUGCGCGUUUAGGUUCACUAUUACUUGAAAUUUUUUCUUUCUCUGUUUCCCUCAAGGAAAGUGUCACCUCGUCCUGCUCAUUCCUUUAUUUUCUAACCCAAGAGGCGGGAAAGAGAAAGACAAAGAACAAGAACAGAGAGCAGCAUCAGACACGCUUGCCCGCUCUUUGGACUAUACUGUUCUUUUAUCAUGUAGAAUUUUCAGUUUUAUUCUUUUUUUCACUUCAUGUUCUUUUUGUCUUAGAUGCACUUUCUGCAUUCGCUUGUGGUCGUCGUUGUUCCAAGAUAGAGUUAGUGGCACGACGCGGCAGCUGCAGCCCUCCUGCCGAGCGUAAUGCAAAGGUGCACAGAUGAUAAGUAGAACGACCUAUCAUUAAUCACCUUUUUCAACAUUUUUUCGAGUUACUUCAGGGUAAUAGCAAUUAAGUAGAGGUUUAGUUUUGAUGGAUGAUGACCACGAUAUCAAAUGAAAAAAUGUCUGGGUCUGGAAGAUUGCAACUUGUCAUGCUAAAUCUGAAGCACGCAAAAAUCUGUGUUGCAUGAUUACCAAAAGUCGUCCAGUUUUCACCAAGUCGGGAGGGAGUUUCUCAUGCAGGAUAGGCAUGAGAGAGAUCGCACAGAGUCUGUCUUGCUAGGUCCUGCAUUCCAGACCUCAUGGGUCAUGGAAAAGCAGCAUGACAAAUCGCGCAUUCUUCCAGACGCAGACACUUUUGCAUUUGAUACACGAUAGCCCAGCACGAUUUCUAGGGUCGCGUAUUUCACAUAGCCUGUGGCUCCUGCGUGAUUACAACACAUGAAAGAUGGAAUUCAACCGAUUCAAUAACACCAUGGGGCAGUAGAGCGGAGCCUGAAGUUUGUUUAUGUAUGAUAAUCUUCAGGUGCUAGACCUAGACGAGUAGACGAAGCUUUGAUUUCUGAUUUUGUAUCCUUUUUGUCUCAUCGCGUAACUUCUACCUGAUGGGCGUCGUGCAUCUUCGCAGUGGCAGCUUUUUCACACCAAGAAUGGUGGUUCUCGUUUGUGAUCAUCGGGGAAAUUGUCAUGUCAGCUUUAGAUUGAUGCAUAAGAUGCAAAACUGCUUUCUUCGCCCUCUGUCUAGCCGUAGUCGUAAGUAUAGAUGCGAAGUAGUCGUGUGGGUCGUCGUCGUGCGAAUAAUAUGGGUCCUGACUCCAUCGUGAUUCGCUUUAGUAAAGGCUAUUUAAGGAACUGGAACAAAUCGAAAGCAUUUCACGGGGAGAUAUAAAUGAAAAAAUC